AUGAUCAGUGAGAAAUUUCCAACGUCACGGACGGCAGAUCCCUACAAACAUAGCAACUCAUCAGUGACGGAAGUGGUCGGUAUCGUGCGUUGUAUUGGAGACAUCCACGAACAACUUAGCGAAACCAUAGUCGACUUUAACUACUGCUUUGCUCUACAAAUACUUUUGAUGAUGGCAUCUGCCUUUGGCUAUACGCUGUUUUCCAUUUUUGGCCUUAUUCACGCAUUCUCACAAGUAGAAGCAGAUGAAUCACAUCAAGUAUCGAUGAACAAUAUGGUGUACGGUUGUAUCUAUCUAUCCUUCAUUAUUCAGGUUGUUGUUGCGGGAAGUUUAGUGACAAAAGAGUGCAAAAGAACUGUAAUAUUUGUUCACAAAGCAGUAUGCUACGGUUACUACGAUAUGCCCAUACUUCUACAGAUUAAAUUCCUUUCCCAGCAGCUACGGAGCAUUGCGCCACGUGUUUCAUGCUUGUUGUUUGAUUUUGAGUGGCCAUUUCUAGUUUCGGUUGCUGCUACGCUUGUGAUGCAUGUCGUUAUUCUCGUUCAAUUUGAUCUGUCAAUUAUUGCCAAUAAAGUAUGAAACCACAGCACCGCUACGUCAUAGUCCAUUAGGGAUGUAACUAUGUGGGGCAAAUUGGGAAUGUGUUUCUACAAAAUUUCCUUCACAUGUUUCUUGGAUUAAAGCGUCUGCUUUCCCAUGUGCGGAGCUAUUAAUCAACGGUAACAAAAACGAUGGUGUAGAAUUUCUGAAGUUACACAAGAUUAAUGUUCGUAAGAGCCGAUGCAUCCAUCAUUUAGC
Messenger RNA from Anopheles merus, 798 nucleotides. RefSeq lists its product as uncharacterized. Gene Ontology annotation, biological process: sensory perception of taste. The transcript is spliced from 4 exons. The coding region runs from base 1 to 579 and encodes 192 amino acids. The record is from RefSeq and is a predicted model, not a curated record. Lineage: Eukaryota; Metazoa; Arthropoda; Insecta; Diptera; Culicidae. Gene Ontology annotation, cellular component: axon; membrane; neuronal cell body.